This is a messenger RNA of Tetrapisispora phaffii CBS 4417, 2508 nucleotides long. It is a transcript of the gene UTP13, whose product is annotated as U3 snoRNA-associated protein UTP13. Lineage: Eukaryota; Fungi; Ascomycota; Saccharomycetes; Saccharomycetales; Saccharomycetaceae. Gene Ontology annotation, biological process: endonucleolytic cleavage to generate mature 5'-end of SSU-rRNA from (SSU-rRNA, 5.8S rRNA, LSU-rRNA); endonucleolytic cleavage in 5'-ETS of tricistronic rRNA transcript (SSU-rRNA, 5.8S rRNA, LSU-rRNA). The transcript has a single exon. Gene Ontology annotation, cellular component: nucleolus; 90S preribosome; small-subunit processome. The coding region runs from base 1 to 2508 and encodes 835 amino acids. The record is from RefSeq and is a predicted model, not a curated record. Gene Ontology annotation, molecular function: protein binding; U3 snoRNA binding.
AUGGAUUUGAAAAAUAGUUAUUCGCAUACCUCUUUGAGGCCAAUAUAUGCAGGCAGUGGUGCUGUAGCCUCUAUAUCCGAAGAUGGUACUAUAUUAGCUACACCUUUAUUAGAUGAAAUAAAUAUCAUCAAGUUAAGCGCUGACGCAACUGUCGAAGGACUCGAUCACACCAAACAUAAUGCAUCACAAAUACUUCAUAAGAUAGAAAAUGAUGAUGAACAAGAAAUAACAGCUUUGGCAUUGACUCCAGAUGCACAAUAUCUGUGCUAUGUUUCCCAGGCGCAAUUAUUGAAAAUAUUUAAACUUUCAACAGGAAAAAUUGUCAAGUCUAUGAAAAUUUCAUCACCUUCAUAUGUAUUAGAAACUGAUCCAACCUCUACAUUGCUCGCAAUCGGCGGUACAGAUGGUUCCGUUACUGUUAUCGAUAUAGAAAAUGGGUAUAUAACACAUUCUUUAAAGGGCCAUGGUGCUACUAUCUCAAGUUUGAAAUUCUAUGGUGAACAACAUACUAAUACUUGGCUGUUAUCUUCAGGUGAUACCAAUGGUAUGGUUAAAAUUUGGGAUUUGGUUAGCAGGAAAGCCAUCCACACAUUACAAGAACAUAAUUCUGCUGUCAGAGGAAUUGACUUCAAACUUAUCGAAAAGAAGAACAGCGAGGAUUCGUUGCAGUUAAUAACCGGUGCAAGAGAUGAUGUAAUUAACCACUGGGAAUUCAAAGAUGUAACAAAUUUGAAAAGAUGUAAAUUAUUAAAGACUAUACCAGUGCACCAACAAAUUGAAGCUUGUGGUUUCAUUAUAAACAUUGAUGGUAUUGAUGACGAUCUAAUAUACACUUCUGGUGGUGAUGCUGUUCUUCAAAUUGUCUCAUUAAAUAAUAAUUCAAUAGUUAAAAAAUCUAAAAAGCCGCUUGAAGAGUUAUUCAUCAUCGGUGUUUUACCAGUCAGAAAUUUUACUCAACUAUAUCUAGUAUUUUCUGACCAAACAUUGCAAUUGGUUGAUUUGAAAGACACUUUUUCUAAUCCAAAAGAAUAUAUCGAAGUUGUAUCAUCGCUAGCUGGUAACCACGGCACAAUCGCAGAUAUGAAAGUUGUUGGUCCAAAUUUUGAUAAGUUAGCUUUGGCUACAAACUCUUCCACAUUAAGAAUAAUACCUAUCUCAGACGUCGAUGAUAGUAAUUCAGUCUCCAUCUCUACAGAAUUGUACGAAGGUCAUACCGAUUUAUUAAACGCUGUUGACGCUACCGAAGAUGGUUUAUGGAUUGCCACAGCUUCUAAAGACAACUCUGCUAUUUUAUGGAGAUACAACCCACGCACCACCUUAUUUUGUAAAUAUGCACAUUUCCAAGGCCAUGUUUCUUCAGUGACCUCUGUUGGUUUACCUAAUGUUAUGAAUAAAGGUUGGCCUGAAUAUUUAAUCACCGCAUCUAAUGACUUGACAGUGAAGAAAUGGAAAGUUCCUAAACCAACUGACAGGUUUGAUAUUGAAAUAUAUUCUAUCAGUUCGUCAGAAUACACCCGUAGAGCUCACGAAAAGGAUAUAAAUAUGCUUUCAAUUUCCCCAAACGAUUCUAUCUUUGCUACCGCAUCAUAUGAUAAAACUUGUAAGAUUUGGGAUCUUGAAACAGGUGAACUAAAAGCCACAUUGAAUAAUCACAAACGUGGUUUAUGGGAUGUCUCUUUUUGUCAAUAUGAUAAAUUUAUUGCUACUGCAUCUGGUGAUAAAACUGUUAAGAUUUGGUCGCUGGACACCUUCACAGUUGUAAAGACUUUAGAAGGUCACUCAAAUGCUGUCCAAAGGUGUUCUUUCUUUAACAAACAAAAACAAUUAGUAUCAACUGGUGCAGAUGGUCUAGUUAAGCUUUGGGACUGCUCGACUGGUGAAUGCAUAAAUACUUUAGAUGGUCAUGAUAACAGGAUAUGGGCUUUGAAUGUGAUCAAAGAUGGUGACAUAGUAAUUACUGCUGAUGCAGAUGGUGUCUUCCAAUUUUGGAAGGAUCGUACUGAAGAAGCCAGAGAAGAAGACAUUGAAAAAGAAAAAUUAAAGGUUGAACAAAUGCAAACAUUAGAGAACUAUAUAUCCAGCGGAGACUGGACGAACGCCUUCUUGUUAGCGAUUACAUUAGAUCACCCAGCAAGACUUUAUAAUGUUCUAAAACAAUCAACAAGAGGGGUAGCUACAAAUCUUUAUGACGAAGAUGGAAACAAAAUCAUUUUCAACAAAGAGUUGGAUAAUGUUAUUUCUACAUUAAACGAUGAACAAUUGUUAAUGCUAAUGCAAAGAUGUAGAGAUUGGAACACAAAUGGACGUACGCAUUCCGUUGCACAAAAAACCAUCAACUGUAUCUUAACAAAAUACAAUAUUAGUAAACUAUCAGACAUAUCUGGAAUGAUGAAGGUGAUAGAUUCCAUUUUACCAUACAGUCAAAGACACUUCAACAGAGUAGAUAAUUUGAUAGAAGAAAGUUACAUUCUAGAUCAUGCAUUAGUUGAGAUGGAUAAGUUAUUCUAA